AUGACAAUGGUGAAAUCUAGUGUGUUAGAGGAAGAAUCCAUAAAAGCGUUGUAUGUUGUUUUAGCGAUUAUUAGAAACAACCUAAAUGGCCACAAAUUGUUUUAUUCCGAAGGCGGCGACCUAAUGCUACAGAAUGAAGUUGGCAUUCCCGCAGUUACAGACAACAAAAUCCCUCAACCAUUUGCUUUAAAUGAAUCAAGUUUUUUCUCGAAAUCUGUCGAUAUUGCCCCUGAUAUGAAUUCAGCCAUACAAAAACAGGACAAUAAUGUUUCUAAAUCAACUAUAAACAAAGAUGAGAUGCUACAAAUGAUGAGGUUUGGUGCUGAAAUGGUAUUCAGUUCAAAGGAUAGUACAAUCACAGAUGAAGAUAUCGAUAGAAUCAUUGCUAAAGGAGAAAAGGCAGUUGUUGGGCUGUUGAUUUUGUAA
This is a messenger RNA of Lactuca saligna, 426 nucleotides long. Lineage: Eukaryota; Viridiplantae; Streptophyta; Magnoliopsida; Asterales; Asteraceae. The record is from the annotation of a GenBank genome assembly.